AUGAGUGGAAGACUGGUCACUCGUCUGAGCAGCGCUCGCUGCUCGCUUUUCUUGUGCGACAUGCAGGAGAAAUUCCGCACCAACAUCCAGUACUUCAACGAGGUCGUUUUCAACUCAAGCCGGCUGCUGAAGGUAGCCAAGCUGCUGGACAUGCCCGUCGUCUGCACGGAACAGUAUCCCAAGGGGCUCGGGCCGACCGUACCUGAACUGGGCAUCCAAGAAUAUGGAAUCGUUCCUGUUGAAAAAACGCAGUUCUCAAUGGUGCUUCCGCAAAUCACAGACAACCUCCAGAAAAACCACGAACAAGUAAACACAAUUAUUCUGUGUGGAAUCGAGACUCACGCCUGCAUCCACGAAACCGCGCUUGACCUUAUGGAAAAGGGCUUCGGCGUUCACGUCGUUGUCGACGCGUGCUCCUCGAGAAGCAUGCUUGACAGGAAAUACGCUUUCAAGCGUCUGAAGGCCGCUGGAGUCACCCUGAACACGUGCGAAGGCGUCGUGCUGUCCCUCGCCAAAGAUUCCAAGCACCCUAAGUUCCGAGAGCUUCAGAAACUGAUUUGGGAGGUUGGACCGGACACCGGACUCCUGCACUGAAAACCUGCAAUCUCUUUAAAACAAAAAGAAUCAAAUAAUGGAAUAAUGGAGGCAACUACUUUGUCAAUUGAUAAAAAUGCUUUAUAUAUUAUAUAGGCUCUAUUUCAUGCAAAUCGUGAACGUGAAGGCUCAAAAUUAUAGAAUGGGAAUAUAAACAAAAUAAAUAAUCUACGUUAGAGAAA
Cloeon dipterum is the source of this 776-nucleotide messenger RNA. Its product is annotated as isochorismatase domain-containing protein 2-like. Lineage: Eukaryota; Metazoa; Arthropoda; Insecta; Ephemeroptera; Baetidae. Gene Ontology annotation, cellular component: cytoplasm. The transcript is spliced from 4 exons. The coding region runs from base 1 to 594 and encodes 197 amino acids. The record is from RefSeq and is a predicted model, not a curated record.